AUGUCUAGUUUCUUUUUCUCUGAUGACCCUCAAAGGCCCGAGCCCUCUGAAUUUUUAUGUGGCGUCGUGGAAGGCUUUUACGGUCGUCCGUGGACGUAUCCUCAGCGUCGUGAGCUCUUUAGGCGCAUGCAGUCAAUGGGGAUGAACGCUUACCUCUAUGCUCCUAAAGAUGAUUUAAAGCACCGACUUUCAUGGCGUGAGCUCUACACGGAUAAGGAGGCGGAAAAUAUGCAGUCGCUUAUUGCUGCUGCUGAUGCCCACAACAUCUGCUUCAUCUUUGCAAUCUCUCCCGGCAGCGACGUUGUCUACUCCGAUGAAGAAGACGCUGCUGCCUUGAAGGCGCGUCUCGAGCAGGCUCUGAAUCUGGGCUGCCACGCAUUCGCCUUGCUCUUUGACGACAUUGACAUGCGUCUAUGUCUGGCGGACCAGGAGGUCUUUGUCUCACCGGGGCUGGCCCAGGUAGCGCUCACUAACAAGGUCUACGAGGCUCUCAACCGUCCGGAUGUCUUUCUCUUCUGUCCCACUGAGUACUGCGCCAGCCGGGCCGUCCCUAACGUCAACCACUCCACCUAUCUCGCCACCCUAGGAAGUGAUCUCGCUGAAGGAAUAAAAGUGAUGUGGACAGGACCCUUGGUCGUCAGUAAGCGCGUUCCCACCUUGGGAAUUCGCGACCUUUCGCGUCUGCUGAAGCGACCGAUUGUGCUGUGGGACAAUCUGCACGCCAACGAUUACGACCAGCGUCGCGUCUUCCUCGGGCCCUAUGCGGGCCGACCGCUGGCUCUUCGCCGUCGCCGCCUGCUCCAUGGCAUUCUCACCAACCCCAAUUGCGAGUUCGAGGCCAACUACGUUGCUAUUCACACUCUCGCUCAGUGGACCCGCAUCGGGCACCCCUCCCAUGCUGACAAGGUAGCCGUGUCAGCGGACCUCGCCGAUGUGGGCGAUGACUUGGAGCGCGAGGAGGAGGGAGGACAGGAGGGCGGCGCACACUCCUCUCCCAUCUAUCGACCACGAGAGGCCCUCCAUAAUGCUCUCAGGGACUGGUUGGCCCUCAUGCUUCAGGACCAGAGGUCGAACUCAGUGUUAGCAAAGCGAAACUUUUCGCACCCAGCAACUCCAACACCCAUGGAAACAGACUCUACAGACACCCAAGAGGUCCCCAUGCAGGUUGAAAACAGUGAAAGCACUAGUGCUAGGAUUGGAUCUGACGUCAACAUGGGCUCAGAGUCUACCAAUGUGGUUCAAUCACUCGGUAUCGGUUUGGAGGACCUUGAGCUACUCUCGGACUUGUUCUAUCUCCCUUUCUCCCACGGACCAACUGCACUGAAAGCGCUUGAAUUGGGCCACUGGCUUCGUGAAAACUCCCAUCUUGCUCCCGCAGACAAAAGUGCUGACGUGGAGCACAAUAAGUGGUGUAAAAAGUUUGCCGAACUCAUUAAAAUAAUCACUAAUGUGAGUCAGCUGAGGGAGAAGAUCCAACGGCUUCCCCAUCCUGGUGUUGUAUAUGAUCUCGCACCCUACCUCACUGACAUUACCUCUGUCUUUGCUAUGCUACUUGACUAUUUCCGAUGGCUCGAAAACGGCGUCAUGGCGAACCGAAGUCAGGCUCAUCUGAAACGCCUCCUUACCUGGUUUUCUCCAGGCUACAGUGAAAUGACAAUGUCGGGCGAUCACGAGCCUUGGAUGUUUCGAGGUGGUCUUAUCACCGAACUUCAGCGGAUUCUUCCUCUCGAAUCGGCACAGGAUCUGUUCCCCGCGCCCAGUCGCGUGAGCCCCACGAUGACCGCAACCCCCACUGGUCCGCUGGCCGCGGACGACCUCUCUCCCUGUGAGCAAGCCUCCUCUCUCCUUGCGUCAGACAGGUGGAACGCUGCUAAAGUGGGCUUCCAGCCGCGUCGACCCUACCUCCUGCGACCUUACAGACUCGAGGACAAACCAAAAAUCUAUGGUCUUUGGCGACGUAUGCUCCUGCACAGACUCGGCCUCCCGAAAGACGCCUUGCCCGAGAAGUAUGAGGAUCUUCCUGGUGACCGGUACUUCGCUGCCUACUUGGAGCGUUUUCCACAGCACUGUCUGGUGGUGGAGGGUCCACCUCUCUUCUUCGACGCCGCAUUGGAGGCGUCGUCAGUUUCGACUAGUACAGGACGGAGUUCGUCCCCUACAGCCGCUCCGCCAUGGGAUAUCGUGGCGUUCGCCUUCGCAGCGCCCGACAUCGGCGCGCUGACCCGCGUAUGGGACGACCUGCGGCGCGGUCAGCUGCGUGUCAAGUACCCCAAGGAUGAGGCUCUGUGUGGUAGUGGAAAUCACCUCCCAAUACCUCGUAAACCUUCCAUAAACAACAUACCACCUCGACUCUCUGUUGAGGACUUUAUUCGUAUAUCGUUGGACUGGAUACACGACGAACGCAUAACUACAGCGGCUUCAAGCAUCAUUGCCGAAGCAGCUGUCACCGAGGUACCACCUCCCGAGCCGUUGGGUGCUGCUAUCUCUGAACAACAACAUCAGCAACAGCAACAGCCAAUGGCAGUGGAGAUUUGCGGGCAGGAGGAGAAGCCCACCGAAAAAACAGUCACUGCUGAGGAGGCACAGACGGGUGCGGACGUGGUGGAAGCGGAGUACGCGGAGAGUAACAACGGGGAGCAACAGAGGAUGAGAUCGAAAGGCGAGGAUGAAAAUGUUACUAUCGCCACCACCGCGAAAGUGGACCAGGGUCUAAAGAAAAUUGACGAGGGGGAGGAGACAAGGUCGGGCGCCCGGACAGUGGAGGCUAUCCACUCGGCAAUAAUAUCGCACCCGGCGAGCAUCUUCGUUGAGUUAGACGACUACAGUUUCAGCGGAGCCUCUGGUGGAGUCGCUGGGCUCCCCAUGAACCCCUUGACCAUGAUGAAUCACCACCUUGGAGUGGGUUCUGAUCCGCCAGAGUUAGUGCUUGACGAAGUUGCCAGGCGUCUCUUUGUUUGCCUUCUGGCUGGACUCAAAACCUGUGCCUCGCAUGGAGUCCAUGUGGAGUUGGACGCGAUAAACGAAACACGGGCUGAACUCUACCGCCGUUUCGGAUUCUAUCCAGUUGCCGCUGCCUCCACCGACUUUGUCACGGUCAUGGGGCGUCUUAUUUGA
Echinococcus granulosus is the source of this 3114-nucleotide messenger RNA. RefSeq names its product Bifunctional protein NCOAT. Gene Ontology annotation, biological process: glycoprotein metabolic process. Lineage: Eukaryota; Metazoa; Platyhelminthes; Cestoda; Cyclophyllidea; Taeniidae. The transcript has 17 exons. The coding region runs from base 1 to 3114 and encodes 1037 amino acids. The record is from RefSeq and is a predicted model, not a curated record. Gene Ontology annotation, molecular function: beta-N-acetylglucosaminidase activity.